This is a messenger RNA of Neurospora hispaniola, 1332 nucleotides long. RefSeq names its product Alpha/Beta hydrolase protein. The transcript is spliced from 3 exons. The coding region runs from base 1 to 1332 and encodes 443 amino acids. The record is from RefSeq and is a predicted model, not a curated record. Lineage: Eukaryota; Fungi; Ascomycota; Sordariomycetes; Sordariales; Sordariaceae.
AUGCCACACGCAUCCAACAUGGGCAAAAGCCCCAAUGACCCCCGGUACCCCAACGGGUGGCAUAUGAACGACAGGAUGCCCCAUCAUGACUCGUUUGAGCAGCUGUGGGAGACCAAGUGGAAGGAUCCGUGCUCCAAGGGCAUCUACCCCUUCAUGUUCGGCUCCCUCGAAGACUUCCAGCCCAUCGCCGAGCACAUCAUUGCCAAAGGCCUCAAAGAGCCCUACAACUGGGACGAGUACGCCAGUUGUUUCUUCGGAACCGCUGAGAAGCUCGGCCAGACCGCAGCUGUUGCUCAGCAGGAAGGAGACACGGACAAAGCUCGAGAGUAUUACCUCCGAGCAUCAGCAGUCUACCGCAUCGCCCGCUUCCCCGCCCCUCGCUCCCCUCUGCAGCACCAAGCCUGGAAAAAGGGUAAAGAAAUGUUCUACGCCGGAGCCAAGCUAAUGGAACACCCCAUCCACGAAGUCCUCAUCCCGCACACGCACGCCUUGGCAAGCUCCAGCGAACAAAACUCCUUCAUCCCCGUUAACUUACUCAUCCCCCCUUCCUCUGCCUCCCCUUCUUCCUCUUCCUCCUCUUCUUCCUCCUCUUUCUCUGGCUACCCCCUGGUGAUCAUAAUGACAGGCCUAGACGGCUACCGCACCGAGCUGGCCGUCUGGCAACGCGGCUUCCUUGAUAAAGGGGUCGCCACGCUGGUCGUCGAAAUCCCAGGGACGGGCGACUCGCCUGCUUUGGCUAGUGAUCCGGAGAGUGCUGAUAGACAGUGGUCGUCUGUUCUCGACUUUGUUGCAAAGGAGAAGCAUGAGGAAAUCGAUAGCACCAAGAUUAUAGUCUGGGGCUUUUCCACAGGGGGAUACUACGCCUUGCGCGCGGCGCAUACGCACCAUGAUCGACUACUGGGGAGCAUCAGUCUGGGAGGCGGGUGUCAUCACAUGUUUGAUGAAGCGUGGUUGGAGAAAGUGAAUAAUUUGGAGUAUCCCUUUGAUUUGGCGGAUACAUUGGCGUAUAAAUUUGGGUAUGGCAGUGAUGGAGUGGAACAGUUCAAAAAAGAAGGACAAUUGAAAUUCUCGCUUUUGCUGGAUGGCACGCUUAUGGGGCAGUGCUGUAGGUGUUUGGUGGUGAAUGGCGAGUGGGAUCGCAUCUUCCCCGUGGAGGAUCUGGCGCUGGCGCUGAAAUGGGGAAGGCCCAAGGAGGCGAGGAUCGUGAGGGAGGAGUGGCAUAUGGGCGAGCCGGAGAGUUUUGUGGUUAUUCUCAGGUGGAUUCAUGAGCUGUUGGGGCUGGAUUGGGAUUAUAUGCAUCAUUUGAAGUUGUUGGGGGCUAAGGCGAAGUAG